This is a messenger RNA of Penicillium taxi, 7404 nucleotides long. Its product is annotated as type I polyketide synthase. Gene Ontology annotation, molecular function: 3-oxoacyl-[acyl-carrier-protein] synthase activity; oxidoreductase activity; fatty acid synthase activity. The transcript is spliced from 15 exons. The record is from RefSeq and is a predicted model, not a curated record. The coding region runs from base 1 to 7404 and encodes 2467 amino acids. Gene Ontology annotation, biological process: secondary metabolite biosynthetic process; fatty acid biosynthetic process. NCBI's taxonomy places the organism in Eukaryota, Fungi, Ascomycota, Eurotiomycetes, Eurotiales, Aspergillaceae.
AUGGCCAUAUUAACCAACACACAUGGUCAUUUGUGUAAAGACGGCGAUACUCAUAGUCAUGCUGUUCGGCCUAUUGCCAUCAUUGGUAUGGGAAUGCGACUUCCUGGAAAUGUUAGGACUGGUGACGAAUUUUGGGACCUUUUAAUCAGCCAAAGGGACUGCUCAUCCGAAGUUCCUAAGAGCCGAUACAACGUUGAUGCCUUUUAUCAUCAUGAAAAACUACAAUCAGUGAAGACCCGGCGCGGGUAUUUUCUUGACGAUGAUUAUCUAGAAAAAGCAGAUCAGUCUUUCUUUGAACCGAUACCAGGAUUGAACGUCGCCGACCUCGACCCACAGCAGAUGUCGCUAAUGGAAGUUGUCUGGGAAUGUAUGGAGAAUGCUGGACAGACAGGCUGGCGCGGGAAGAAGAUUGGGUGCUACGUGGGAGUAUUUGGUGAGGACUGGCACGAACAGACGGCCAAAGAGUCACAGGCAAUACCUCGCGUCCAUGCAUUCGCAAACGGAGCUUUUGCAUUGUCGAAUCGAGUUUCUUUUGAGUUUGAUUUGAAAGGUCCCAGUGCGACAAUUCACACAGCUUGUUCGUCAUCUUUGACGGCAUUGCAUGAAGCUUGCGAAUCGCUUUACAGUGGCAGCUGUUCAUCAGCAAUUGUGGCCGGUACCAACAUGUUGUUGAACCCUUCUAUGACCAUCAACAUGUCGGAAAAUGGUGUGUUAUCCCCAGAUGGCCGCUGCAAAGUCUUUGAUGCCAGUGCAGAUGGCUAUGCCCGCGGAGAGGCGGUGAACGCCAUUCUCAUUAAGCCUCUGGAUCAGGCAAUCGUGGAUGGGGAUAAAGUGCGUGCCAUCAUUCGAUCCACUUCGGCCAAUUAUGAUGGGAAAACAGCCAAAAUAUUCGCACCAGAUAUAGAGAGCCAGGAGCGACUAAUCAGAGCGGCUUACAUGAGAGCAAACAUCGAUGAUAUAUCUCAAACAGCUUUCGUGGAAUGUCAUGGGACGGGCACCAAAGUUGGGGAUAUGGUCGAAGCAACAGCCAUUGCCCAAGUAUUUGGAGGAAAGGGUGUGCUGAUUGGAUCUGUUAAAUCAAACAUUGGGCACGGUGAGGGUGCAUCUGGAUUAAGCAGCGUUAUCAAGGCGGUUCUAUCGCUGGAACAUCAUGUCAUCCCUCCAAACAUGCAUUUCUCGCACCCCAAUCCAAAAAUUCCAUUUCAAGCAGGCAACCUUCAGGUUCCUGUUCAACCCACACCGUGGCCUUCAGAUCGAAUGGCCCGGGUGAGCGUGAAUUGUUUUGGUAUUGGAGGGAGCAAUGCCCACGUUAUCUUGGAUUCUGCAUCCGCCGCCAAUUUAAUGCCCCGAAAAGAGAUUGAGCGAGCAAUAGAUGCCUAUAUUGUCGCUGUGUCAGCCCAAAGCCAAGAAGCGCUUGGAACUCGACUCAUUGACAUUCAAAGGUACUUGCAAGAGAGACCUCAGGCUAUUGAGGACAUCGCAUAUACUCUAGGGGCUCACCGAGACCAUUUAUCUCAUCGGGGAUAUCUAAUAUCUGACAGCGCAGGCAGCGUGACCAGUUUCAAGUCUAAUGUUUCAGUAGUCCACACAGAGCCAAGUCUGGUAUACACAUUUACUGGCCAGGGAGCUCAUUGGGAUGGUAUGGGGAAAGACCUGUUCAACUGCUUCGAAACAUUUCGCCGUGAUAUUUAUGUCAUGGACCAGGCUUUACAAGGACUUGAAUUGCGUCCCACAUGGAAAAUUGAAGUCGAAAUUCAAAAGUCGGAAAUCUCAAACUCUAUUGAUCCAACGGAGUACUCCCAAACCAUGUGUGCGGCUAUCCAAAUUGCUCUCGUAAAUCUAUUCUCCAGCUGGGGCAUUCGACCAUCUGCCGUUGUUGGGUAUUCCAGCGGGGAAGUUAUUGCCGCCUAUGCCGCAAAUGCCAUUUCAAUGCGUACAGCCAUCAUAGUUGCAUAUUAUCGAGGGCGUUGUCUCAAACACGUCUCGCGAAACGGAGCAAUGGCUAUGGUUAGCCUCGGGAAAGAAGAAAUUGCUUAUUUCCUAACAGAUGGGGUAUUUAUCGCCUGUGUGAACAGCCCCAACAGUGUCAAUAUAUCAGGAGAGAAACCGAAGGUGAUGGCUGUCUGUAGCAAUAUCGUCAAGGAGAAGCCAGAAACAAUCAUUCGACACCUGCCAUUGAAUAUUGCCUAUCAUUCACCCCACAUGCAAAAGGCUGCUUCGGCUUUUGAGACAAACUCUGCAUCAUAUUUGGUAUCACGGGUUGAUCAGCCUCAUCCAAUGCUUCCCCUUUACUCGACUGUCACAGGGACGAAGCAGUCGGAUGCCAACGCUCUUGAUGCCAGUUACUGGCGAGAAAGUCUUGUGUCUCCAGUCCUUUUUUCUUCCGCUGUUCGGAACCUACUAAAGGAAGGGAACGGCUACAGUACAAUAGUCUUCAUGGAAAUAGGAUGUCAUCCAACGCUGUCUGGUUUUUUACGCCAAAUUCAAUCGGUUCAGGCACUCGAAAAUCCUUAUGUCCCCACUCUCCGAAAAAACAGCGAUCAAGUUGGCUGUAUAUUCAAGGCUGUUGGCGAGUUGUUCUCUCAUGGAUGUUCAAUCAACUUUUCUACCAUUCAUUCAGGGGAAAUUGUCACCAGCCUCCCAAAUUACCCAUGGGAUAGAAAGAAGUUUAUAUGGCAAGAGAGCCGUCUAAGCCGCAAUUGGAGAUUUCGAAAGCAUCAUCAUCAUGAACUUCUGGGAUCGCGCAUGCUGGAAGCAACAGAUAUUGAGCCAUCAUGGAGAAAUAUCAUGGGUCUAUCUACCGUUCCAUGGAUCAAAGAUCAUCGAGUGUUGGGCGAAGUUGUGUUUCCAUGUGCUGGCUAUGUUGCGAUGAUCAACGAAGCGAUACGUCAACAAAACAACACGCAACAUUGCACAAUUCGUAAUCUUCACAUCAAAAUUCCGCUCAUCUUGCCUGAAUCUGGCCUCAGUGUGGAGAUAAUCACCACCAUGCGACAGAUGCGAAUCAAUGAUCGACUUGAUUCGAAUUGGUACGAGUUCACUAUAUCAUCUUAUGAUGGAAUUGACUGGACGAAGCACACCGUGGGUCAGGUUUUAGCUGGCAUAGAAGAUUCAAACAUGAGCGCCGCUGUUCCGCAAGAAUUUCCGAGAUCAGUUUCUUCGCCGUUUUGGUAUGAUCAACUAUCGAAGUUGGGCCUUCAAUAUGGUUCAUCAUUCCAAGGUCUGCAGGACAUAACCGCAGACCCUGUCAGCCACACGGCAAGCGCGAGGAUAUCUGGAAGGUUCGAGGGAUCUGAGCACAAUAAUAGCCUGCAUCCGACUGCGAUAGACCACUGUUUGCAGCUUUUUAGUGUUGCAGCCUGCAGAGGAAGAGCAAUUCAUCUUAGGGAUCUACUCGUCCCCGUUUUCAUCGAUGAAGUUUAUCUGAAAGAGACUCGGGAUAUGUUGAAGGCUGAAGUCACAGCAUCGCGUUUGUCUGGGAUUCAAGGUCAGGGAAACGUCACACUAAUGUCCGAUGACCAUUUGGUGCUCUUCAUGAAAGGAGUAAGGCUAGCCCGAAUGCCUCAAAGCAAUAAGACAGAGGCCACAGGUGUACCUCUUUUGUCCCACUGUGAAUGGCUACCGGCUCUUGAUUUUCUUCCUAGUCAUCUUCAACUCCCUGAAACAAACAUAAACAAAAAUACUGCUGAGUUGAUUGCCAGAUUUAGCAGGUUUCUCAUGAUUCAGUUACAUCAAAAUGUCUGCAGAGCAAAUGUCGGAUCGCAAAGCCCAAGGUUCAAAGUAUGCCCAGAGGCCUCAAUCAAUCAAUCAAAGAAUCAGGCUAGCUUGCUCGCUCCAAACGCACAGGAUCCUGCUUAUGAUAGCAAUAGUCCUCGAGGUGAAUGGCUUUCAUUGGAGCAACAGCUUAAGGCUGCAAAUCUCGAUUUUAUCUCCCAGCUCUAUCAACAAGCACUGGCAGAAAGUCCAUCGACACCAGAGGACGAAAGAAAUCCAUCUUAUAUGAGGAAACUUGACCCUUAUCAAAAACUUCAGGACUGGAUUUUGUCUACUUAUGAUCUUUCUGAAUGGUUUUCCCUUCUACGUCACUCCAAUCCUAGACUUAGUAUCCUUGAAAUAGGGGCAGGUAAGGGAUUCUUCAGUUCCAACAUUCUUCAGCAUUUGACCUGUGAUGGAAUUACUCUUUGCUCGCAUUAUAUGGCCACAGACACACUGCAUGUGGAAGACGCUCUAAAAGAACGCCUUAAAGAUUAUGAAAAUGUCGAAUUCAAGACUCUCGAUCUUAAUCAUGACCUUUUUGCACAAGGGUUUGAUCACAGUCGUUAUGAUCUCGUCAUUGUAUCAAAGAUUGAAUCUCGUACUGCAAGUCUAGGGAAUGCUUUGAGGGCAGUUAGGAAGCUUCUUGCUCCCGGAGGGCGACUCUUACUUCAUGAAGUGGGCGCAGCUCUUUCAGCGGUUAAUUACCUACUGGAUGCCUCCCACACUGGGCAAUUUGAAGAGUCUGUGCCUGACCUUGAUAGCAAGCCUAUGCCCAGCAAUUUUUGGAAUAGUGAGCUUCUACAAGCAGGCUUUCUUGGGGUUGAGGCAGACACCUAUAACGGUGAGAUGUCAAACUACCUUUCUCGAACACUGAUCUCUAGUAUACCUCUUCAAGGUUGUCUGCACGACAGCACGGUCUAUCUACUAUGUCAUGACAUAAUGAGCAGCCAUAUUUGGAUCAAGCAAGUUGAAGACCACUUUUUACAGAAUGGCCUCACAACUCAGCGUCUCUUGACGAGCGAUAAAAUACAGCCCAAGCAACACAUCAUCUCACUGCUUGAUCUCGAUAGCCCAUUCUUCUCACAUAUCAGUGAGAAGAACUGGAAGGCACUGCAGUAUCUCAUUGAAAAUUUCCAUCAGAUUAUCUGGGUGACUAAACUAGUUGAAUUUGAUUGCGAAAACCCAGACUUUUCCCUCGUGAUGGGAGUUUCUCGGACAGCACGACAAGAGCAAGAAGUUGCAUUUGGAACUUUCCAAGUCGACAACUUUGACUCUAUGGCAGCAGAGGCUUUACUAAAAAUUUCUAGGAAGUUUUUCAAGUCGACAGAUCAAAGUGGGUUGGUCGACAUGGACUACGAAUUUGCACUUCAUCAUAAUUUCAUCUAUAUUCCACGCAUGCAGUGGAGCUCUUUUGCAGACAGACUUUUACAGGAGGCGGACAUUACAUCUCCAAUCAAACUUCAGAUAGCGUCUUACGGAACAUUAGCCUCGAUACACUGGGAAGAACACAUCUCAAAUCAGCUGCCAUCUGAAAAUGAGAUUGAGGUUGAUGUGAAAUUCGUGGGGCUCAACUUCAGAGAUGUGAUGAUAGCACUAGGUGUUAUUGCCAACAAGGAUGAGCUUGGGAUCGAAGCCAGUGGGAUUGUACAGCGAUGUGGACCUGGGGUGUCACAGUUCAAGCCAGGCGACCGGGUUAUGAUCAUGAAAACAGGACUAUUUCGCACAAUUACAGUGCUACAUACAAGUCAAUGUGUUGCUAUACCUUCAGGACUUUCUUUGGAAGAUGCUGCUUCAAUGCCCACGGUUUAUGCGACCGUGGUUUAUUGUCUCUUGGAUGUUGGGAGAUUGGACGCGGGACAGUCUGUUUUGAUUCAUGCAGCUUGUGGAGGAGUAGGUCUUGCUGCAAUACAGGUUUGUCGGAUGAUGGGAGCGAAGAUUUAUGUCACAGUGGGAAGUUCUGAGAAGGCGGAAUAUCUUAUUAAAAGCCAUGGUAUUUCAUCUGAUUGCAUAUUCAGCUCUCGAAACACUUCCUUCUUUCCCGCGCUCAUGGCCAAAACGAAGGGACAAGGUGUUGACAUUGUACUAAACUCGCUUGCUGGAGAACUUCUUCACGCAUCCUGGAAAUGUGUUGCUGAGUUUGGUAAGAUGAUUGAAAUUGGGAAGCGAGAUUUCCUAGAGCACGGCACUCUGAGUUUGGAGGAAUUUGGUGGAAACCGAGCUUUCUUUGGGGUUGAUCUCAUUCGACUUGCACAAAGGCCAGGCCUGCUUAAGAAGCUUGUUCAUAAGGUUAUAAAAUAUUACGAACAAGGGAAGAUUUCCCCAGUUCGCCCACUCAACGUGGUUGAGGGGGUUCAUAUACACAAAGCAUUUCGUUCUCUCCAGCAGGGCUUGCAUAUUGGGAAGAUUGUCGUGAAGAUGCCAGGUACUUCCCAGCGAUCUUUGAUUGCGAAGUCUCGUCGUCGUGCACAAUUCUCGCCAAAGCUUUCAUAUAUCCUAGUGGGUGGCUUAGGGGGAGUUGGGCGAGCCAUCGCAACCUGGAUGAUAGAGCAAGGUGCCCAAAAUUUGACCUUCUUAUCACGUUCGGCAGGCUCAACAAUUCAAGAUCAGUCAUUCCGUCAUGAGUUAGAGACACUGGGUGGUCAAAUUGUCAUGGCAAAGGGCAGCGUGACGAACGUAAAUGAUGUUCGAGACGCUAUAAAAGCUUCUCCGUGCCGUAUUGGAGGAGUGCUUCAGCUAUCCAUGGCUCUCAGAGACCAAUUCAUUCCAGACAUGAGCCACAAACAUUGGGAAGAUGGGAUCAAUGCUAAAGUGGACGGAACUUGGAAUCUUCAUCAUGCCUUGGAUGGUCAACAUGAUUCUGUCCAAUUUUUUGUUCUCUGCGGCUCAAUUACAGGCGUAAUGGGAAAUUCUGGCCAAGCCAACUACUCCGCAGCAAAUACGUUUGUCUCUUCAUUUGCACAGUAUCGGUUGCAAAACGGACUUCCCGCAUCUGUGGUGAAUCUAGGAGCAGUCGAUGAUGUUGGCUUUUUGGCCACUCAAGAUCUUAAACUCCGAGAACGAAUGCGAUCAGCGUCGGUAAGACUGCUCAGUGAGGAAGAAGUUCUAGAUGCAUUCGAGCUUGCCAUUCUAUGCGGAGAUUCCAAGAAGGCUAAACACACUUGCAACAAUCUUCAGAUGCCACUUCGUAUAUCGAACAACUUCAUUGUCGGUAUGAGCUCUAUAAAGCCUCUCACCAACCCCUCUGUACGUUCCUUGUGGGGUCAAGAUGCUCGUUUUCGCGCCUACGGAAAUCUUGAUACCAGACUCGAAACAUCUCAAGAUUUAAGCAAAGAUGGUUUUAGCCUUCACCAGAUGAUCUCGACCGUGAAAAAAAACCCAGAGGUCCUGAAUGAUCCAUCGGGAGAGAGCGAAGUGAUAGUACAAAUUGUGAAGAAUGUGCAAGUAUAUUCCAACUUUGCUCCAGGGCUGGACUAUGCGCAGGUCGCUGCUAUGCAAAUUGACUCUCUCAUGACUGUUGAGAUCAGAAAUUGGAGUCGUCGUUAUCUGGACCUGGACGUGCCCCUAACGUCAAUAGUCAAAGCGGGCACCAUUGAAGGAUUAGGCAAACUUAUCAUCAAUGUUCUGCGCUCAAAGUAUCAGAAGGAGUAA